GAAGUCCCCUCUCAAAACCCUCGCUUGCUAUUCCAUAUGCCACAAGAGCCAUGAGCGCCGCCAGCUCUGACUCCGCUAAAAUCGCCACUGCCUCCAGGCGCCCGUUCGAUCCCUCCCUUGCCGACCCGUCGCGGCCUUCCAAACUCCAGCGGUCGUCCCAGUCAGACAUCUCGCCGGCGGACGCAGAAGGCGGCGAAGAGGCGGGAGCCGAAAGCGAGGCGAUGGCAGGCGCACGGCUCUACCGGGCGCAGCGAUACCUGGUCGCCGUGGAGUACGAUGGUACACGCUUCUCUGGUUCCCAGCAGCAGCCGAACCAGCGCACUGUCGUAGGCGUCCUCGAGGAGGCAUUUCAUAAAUUCAUUGGGCAGCCCGUCUCAAUCUUCUGUUCUAGUCGAACGGAUGCAGGUGUUCAUGCUUUGUCAAAUGUUUGUCAUGUUGAUGUGGAGCGCAUAAGUAAAAGGAAGCCUGGUGAAGUGUUGCCACCUCAUGACCCUGAAGUUGUAAAAUGCGCGGUGAACCAUUUUUUACAUAAGAAUGAAGGUGACAUAAUGGUGACUGAUGUUCGUUGUGUUGCACCAGACUUCCAUGCUAGAUACAAAGCUCUAGAACGCACAUAUCACUAUCGUUUACUUUCUGGGCCUGAGCGACCAUCAAUCUUUGAGAAAAACUCGGCUUGGCACAUACCUGAGGAUCUAAAUAUACAAGCUAUGAAGAAAGCAUGCAAUAUACUUGUUGGGCAUCAUGAUUUCAGUUCAUUUCGAGCAUUUGGAUGUCAGGCAAAAUCUCCAGUGAGAACUUUGGAUGAGCUGACUGUUACAGAAGUAUUUCCUGUCAUGUUUUUUCCUUCAAGCUUAGAGCGAUCAGAGAUGGAAUCACCAGACGGGUCUCUUGUUUAUUCAAGGGCAUCAUCACUCAUGGGAUCUUCUGGAGAAGGGUCUGAUGUUUCUAGUACUAGUGGAAAAUCAGCAUGCGAGAAUGGGCAAGAAUUUGGAAAGAGAUUAAGGCACCGCUGCUUUGUUGUUACUGCAAGGGCACAGUCUUUCCUUUACCACCAGGUAAGACUGAUGGUUGGUCUUCUGAAAGCUGUUGGAAUCGGAGAUCUAACAACUGCUGAUGUGGAGAGAAUUCUGGAUGCAAAGACAAUGACUGCUGCACCUCCUAUGGCACCUGCUUACGGGCUUUACCUUGACAAUGUGAAAUAUGACCCGAUUGUUUAAAGAGUGAUUUUGAGCUCGAGUUUUGUUAGCUAUUUGAUAUGUAGGGUAAGUUGUUUGAAUUAAUGGAUAAAUCAAGUGUCGACAGAAGAUCUCACAAAGGAACCUUGCUUGUCAUCUUUUGUUCAGAAUUAUGUGUUUCCCAGAAUAUACUUUUGUGAGAUGCAUUUCUUAUUGUAGCGAGCUUCUACCAUGUAUCCAGAGGGUCAGAUAGUUAGCCGAGUAACAUUCUGGAUACCUGAAUAGGGGGUUGAAUGACUACAUAUCGGGAAUAAAUUUUUGCACGUUAA
Messenger RNA from Hordeum vulgare subsp. vulgare (domesticated barley), 1504 nucleotides. RefSeq names its product tRNA pseudouridine synthase A. The transcript has 11 exons. Gene Ontology annotation, molecular function: RNA binding; pseudouridine synthase activity. The record is from RefSeq and is a predicted model, not a curated record. NCBI's taxonomy places the organism in Eukaryota, Viridiplantae, Streptophyta, Magnoliopsida, Poales, Poaceae. Bases 51 to 1217 code for a protein of 388 amino acids. Gene Ontology annotation, biological process: tRNA pseudouridine synthesis.